GCGCCCUUCUGGAAGGUUCGGCCCGUCCUCUUCCCGAAGGCUGUCCCCGCCGAGGCCCAUCCCGGGAAGGUUCCAGAGGGCGAAGCCCCGGGACGCGAUGCUGCUCUGCGCCUUGCUGCUGGCCGUGGCGUGGCCGCCGGCGGAGCCCGGGAACGCCAGCCUCAGGGACUCAUGGACCUACAACCUGAGGUGCUUCGCCUGCACCACGAUCAACAACUUCAACUGCCGGGACCUGGUGGAGUGCGUGUACGAGAUCCGGCGCUGCUUCACCGUCUCCAUCCGUCUCAACGCCCGCGAGAUGCUCGUGUACAAGAACUGCACCACCAACUGCACGUUUCUGUACCCAGAGCAAGUGCCCCCCGAGGCCCCCAGGAAGGUGAAGACCACGCACUUCUACCAUGUCCGCUGCUGCGGGGCCAUGAGAUGCAACGACGGGGGCCCGACCAACCUGGAACAGGACAUCCUGACCCCGGAGGAGGCCAUCCAGGAGGAGAUCGAGGGGGCGGAGCGCGUGGGUGGGCCGCGGCUGCUGCUCAGCCUGGCCUCCCUGCUGGCCAGCAGGGCGCUGACCUGACCCGCGCUCUCCACAGGCCCCGGCGCAACCCUCUGCCCCUCAGUCUGGCAGAGGC
This is a messenger RNA of Talpa occidentalis (Iberian mole), 629 nucleotides long. RefSeq names its product glycosyl-phosphatidylinositol-anchored molecule-like protein. The coding region runs from base 98 to 574 and encodes 158 amino acids. The record is from RefSeq and is a predicted model, not a curated record. The transcript has 4 exons. Lineage: Eukaryota; Metazoa; Chordata; Mammalia; Eulipotyphla; Talpidae.